GACAGCGGGGGAGUCGGGGUCCUUUUCUGGGGCAGGCGCGCAGGCAGCGGCUGCGGGAAGUCGGGCACCCGGCAUCAUGUACUACAAGUUCAGUGGCUUCACGCAGAAGUUGACGGGAGCAUGGGCUUCUGACGCCUAUAGCCCGCAGGGAUUAAAGCCUGUGGUUUCCACAGAAGCACCGCCCAUCAUAUUUGCCACACCAACUAAACUGACCUCCGAUUCUGCGUAUGAUUACGCUGGGAAAAAUAAAGUGCCAGAACUGCAGAAGUUUUUCCAGAAGUCUGACGGUGUGCCCAUCCACCUGAAGCGAGGCCUGCCUGACCAAAUGCUUUACCGGACCACCAUGGCGCUGACGCUGGGAGGGACCAUCUACUGCCUGAUCGCCCUCUACAUGGCUUCACAGCCCCGGAACAAAUGAGCUAGGCUGCACAGGAGUUUUUGUUUUGCAUUGUUUCUGUUAAUUUUUUUUUUUUUAAAUUCCGAUGGGCUACCUGACAUUUUUGUAAGAAAAAUGGAAAUAUUAUGAAAAUAUUUUUGGUUUGUUUAUGAAAUGCAUAUAGCCUGCCAGAGCUCAUCUGACUGUUAAAACUAAUGUGUAAACAAAUGAUGCUGCUCUGUGCAUUUGGGCCCGAGUCCCUGGAGGUGCCGGGUGAAGGGUUGCACACAGGCUCCUGAAUGGCGGUCUGUGCCGAGGUGGUGUUUUGAGGCGUGGGGUGUAGAAGCCUUUCUGGAUUUGGAUGUGACCGAGGAAGGAAGACAGAAGCCAAGGCUUGACGUGUGAAAUGAGGGGUAUGAGUUUAGUAGCCACCUUGGGGAUUUUUCCAUCUUGCAGUAUAAUGUUAAUGGAAAUUACUUGCAGCCUACCUCUAUUCAUGGGCAGUUUAUUUCAAAGGGUUAUUUGCCUCAUCUCAGAUCCUGUUGAAGUUUCCUGUGUAAUUGCUACGUAUUUAUUCCAGCAUGGGAACAGAGAACACCUGUUUAGUGUUGCACUUUAGACCGAGGUCUGUUGUAUUAAUGCAGCUGUGCCACACAUUCUCCGUUAACUUAAAAAUGUUAUGGCUUUAAGUUAUAUCUUGGCUGUGGAAUAAAUACGUGAAUGAAAAAUGUCAGGUUUGAAGUUCUCUUAAAUAACCUGUCAGAGUAAUUUCACGACACUAGAGGUGUCUUACAUCUAAGUCUAGUUUCUUUUUUUUUAAUUAGGCACCAGAUAAUCUUUACAAAAUGUUUCCUCAAAGUCAGCUCACAGGAGGCUAAUGGCACAUUGAUGAUUACCAUAUGAUUCCAUGUAAGAAGCCUGCUUGCCCCUUAGUGAAACAGGCCUGGAACACACAGUUCAUUUAUAUGUUCAUUUCCUGUGCUGUCAAGAUUGGUAGACUUCACUUAUCCCUAUAUUAAUGCUGAAAAAAGGUACAGUUUUAUUAUCUAUAAAGUGGUGGUCUGUAUCUUGCCAUAGCAAAGGAUAGUGACUUCUCACUGAGGAUAAAGUAAGAUGUUUGAAAAUGCCCAGUAGCACUAUUUGGAAGCCAUUAUUUGCCUGUACAAGUCUAAACUUUGUUCUCUGGUGUUUCCCCUACGUUUUUAUUUUGAAAAAUUUCAGCCUACAGAAAGAUUGCAAGAAUAGUGUGACCUCUGUAUAGUUUUCAUGGAGAUUACCAGUAAUCAGCGUGUUGCUACCUUGGCUUUCUCCUGCCCUUUCACGCAGUGUGCAUGUGCACACACACAUACGUUUGGUUUUAGCUGAAUCAUUUAAGAUUAAGUUAUGGAAUUAUAAUAAUUCAGCCUCAAAUACUUAAGUUUCUCCUAAGAAUAAGGACAUUCUCCUACAUAACUAUAAUACAUUUAUCAGAAUAAAUAUAACAUUGAUAACAAUAUUUAAACUACAUCUAAGAUACAGUCUAUAUUCAGAUUUCCGCAGGUGUCACAAUAAUGUGUUCUGUAUAGCUUUUUUUUAGUAACAGCUUUAUUGAAAUAUAAUUUGCCAUUGUAUUCAUGCAUUCACCUAUUAAAAGCGUGUAAUUUAGUGGUUUUUACUAUAGUCACAGCUGUACAACCAUCACCACAAUCCAUUUUAGAGCAUUUUCAUCACCCAACAAAGAAACGCCAUACCCACUGGCAAUUCCUUCUCUUCCAUACCCCUACCACCCAGCCCGAGGCAACCACUAAUCUGCUUUCUGUCUCUAGGGAUUUACAUGUCCUGGACAUGUUGGAUAAACAGAAUCACACAGUAUGUGAUCUUUUGUGACUGGCUUCUCUGGCUUAGCAUGUUUCUGAGGUUCAGUCACAUUGUAGGAUGUAUCAGAACUUCAUUUCUCUUUAGGGCUGAAUCAUAUUCCAUUGUGUGGAUAUACCUGGAGUUCCUGGGUGGCACAAACGGUUAUGCGCUUGGUUACUAACGAGAAGGUGGUGGUUUGAAUCCACCCAGAGGUGCCUCAGAACAAAGGCCUGGCAAUCUACUUCCAAAAGAUCGCAGCCAUUGAAAAUUAUGUAGUGCAGUUCUACUGUGACACACAUGAGUUGGAAUCGACUCGAUGGCAACUGGUAUGGACAUACCACGUAUUGUUCAUCCGUUCAUCAGAUGACCAUGUAGGUUAUUUCCAUUUUUUGGCUAUUACGGAUAAUGCUGCUGUGAACAUGGAUGUACAACUUUGUACGUGGACAUAGUUUUCAUGUCUCUUGGGUAUACCUAGGAGUGGAAUUGCUGGGUCAUAUGGUAGUUCUAUGUUUAAAGUUUUGAGUAACCGCCAGACUGUUCCAAAUCAGCUGUAUCAGUUUACAUUUCCACCAGCAGUUGGAGUUGGGUUUUUUGGUUUUGUUUUUCUUUUGGAUUCCGGGUCCAGUCAAGGAUCACACUUGGCAUUUAGUUGUCAUGUCAUUUAGUCUCCUUUUAUCCAGAAGGUCCCUGAAGUCCUACAUGACAUCGACCUAUUUGAAGAGUCUAGGCAGUUGUUUUGCAGAAUACCCCACUAAUUUGGAUUUGUCUGAUUGUGUCCUUGUAAUGGGAUUUAGGUUAAAUAUGUCUUUUUUUUUCACAGGUGAUGUGGUGUCCUUAUUAUAUCAGAUGGCACUUGAUGGCAGUUUGUCCCAUUACUGGUGGCUUGAAGUUAGGUCACUUGGUUAAGAAAUUGUCCACCAGAUUUCUCCCUUGUAAAGAUACCUCCUUGUAAUUAAUAAUACUUGACCCUGUGAAUAUCCUGUC
Messenger RNA from Trichechus manatus latirostris (Florida manatee), 3196 nucleotides. RefSeq names its product cytochrome c oxidase subunit 7A-related protein, mitochondrial (gene COX7A2L). The coding region runs from base 77 to 418 and encodes 113 amino acids. Gene Ontology annotation, biological process: mitochondrial electron transport, cytochrome c to oxygen; mitochondrial respirasome assembly; regulation of oxidative phosphorylation. The record is from RefSeq and is a predicted model, not a curated record. NCBI's taxonomy places the organism in Eukaryota, Metazoa, Chordata, Mammalia, Sirenia, Trichechidae. The transcript is spliced from 3 exons.